CAGUGAUUAACAAAAUGGAACUGAUGAUGAGCGUUAGCUUCAAUAAAUCAAUAUUUUAAAUGGCUUUAAAAAGCAAACAUGAUUAUGUAUUUCUGUACCAAUAUGACUCAGAGAUAAAAAAAAUAUGGUUAGCUACAAAACCAGAAACUACUUUAAAGUAUGGUGUGUGUGAUCCUGAGCCAUUAAAGACAAAACGGUCAAAUGAUGCCCGGUGAAGGUGUGAGCGCCACACACCGCUACAUCUUUAUGAUGAAGCUGAGUGCCCAAAGCUCGCCAAAGGCAACUAGGGAGGGAGAGGAAGAGAGGAGAGUCAUAGAAACUAGGGCACUGUUAUCUGGCCCAUUUUUACCAACCACAAGGCGCCAGGCAGAGAAAGAGAAGAAAAGAGCCUCAGACAGGAGAAGAAGAAAGAAGAGAGGACAUCGGUGUAAGUGAAGCGUCAAACAGAAGAUCGAGGAAACAGCAGCAAUUCCACGUUGGACAACACGGACCCAAAGAAAAGGGGACAAACGAAACCUUGAUUGUCUUGUACGAUCACGCUCACCUUUCACCUGCUGUCUCUCUUGUGCGCACACACACACACACACACAGACGGACGCACGUGUGCAGACGCGAGCAGGCUCGCUCACACUCAUCGGAAAGCAACAUGUUUGAGGAACAAGCGACCAAGGUGAAAAUCACUUCGGUGGUCAUCCUAGUGGGCAUGUCGUCGAUGCUGGUGGCCGUGGUGACCGACCACUGGGCCGUCCUCAGCCCACGUGUAGAGAAAUUCAACGUCACUUGUGAGGCAGCCCACUUUGGCCUGUGGAGGCUCUGCAAGAAGACCAUCUUCAUGGUGCGUGAAGACCCUCAGGGCAAAGGCUGUGGCCCCAUCGGCCUACCUGGAGUGAAAAACUGUUCCUACUUCAAACACUUUACGUCUGGGGAGGAAGCUGAGGUUUUUGAAGUCAAGACCCAGAAAGAGUACAAUAUCUCAGCGGCAGCCAUCGCCAUAUUCAGCCUCUUCUUCAUGAUCCUCGGCACCCUCUGUGUCAUCUUCUCUUUCGGGAAGGGUCGUGACUACCUGCUGCGGCCCGCUGGGAUGUUCUUUGCCUUUGCAGGUCUCUGCAUCUUCAUCUCUGUGGAGGUGAUGCGCCAGUCUGUCCGACGUAUGAUCGACAGCGACGAGACCAUCUGGAUUGAAUACUAUUACUCCUGGUCCUUUACCUGUGCCUGUGCCUCCUUCACCAUCCUCAUCCUCAGUGGAGCCGUCCUGCUUCUAAUCUCUAUGCCGCACAUGCCGCGUAAUCCCUGGGAGACCUGCAUGGAUGCAGAGCCAGAGACCUUAGAUUAGCAACAGCACAGUUAUUGUAGAGUGAUAGAAAAAAACAUGUGAUCAACCUGUUGUCUCUCCAUUUCCAACCUCUCAGAGAACAAUGGCUUUGUUCAGGCUGGUAUAUUUUUCCUAUUAUGACCUAGCAUUGGUUUAAGGAAAGUUACAUUUAAAUCUUAUCUUCCAUAUGUCACCCUUUUAAAAUCAUAAUAAUUACAACAUAAAUUCUAAAGGCACCAGGUUCAUUUUAAGGAUAUGGUCAAACAAAACAAAAAGAACUCUGAAAACAGAGCAUACGACUUCCCAGCAGGUGGUGAUAAAAACACAGUUAUUAUGCUGUAAUACAUGGUUUGAACGCAUUAGGAAAACAGUGUUGUUUCAUACAUAGUUAUUCCCCCAAUUUGUUCAAAACAUUCAAUCUCUCUUUUCCCUGCUGUUUGAUGGCUUGAGGCGAAGAAUGAAAAAGAAAAUAAAUUCUAGUCCUGAAUAAUUAUCAACAAUAUCUUUAUUUGAAUAAUAAUAUGAUAAUCAAGCCCUAAAUCACCAGACAUAUACAAAACAUACAUGAAAAAAAAUGUAACAGUAAUUACUCUUUGUCUAGAUAUGGUUAUUAUGACUUUCCUUUUAUUAUUUGUUAAACACAUAGACAUAAAUGAAUGGUCUUUUGUUGAUGUUGUUUUGUUUUUCUUUUAGAUAAUCUAUUUCAAACAGGCUGUAAUAGAAUAGAGUGAGCGUCUGUUUCAAUAAUCAAGCUGGUUUUUACAAGAAGUUUAAUAAAUAAAAUGUAAAAAUGACUAUAAAAACACAGAAAAGUUGAUCUGAUCUAGAACAACAGUCGGUUUAAUCUUAAUGUUAUGGUUUGACUAUGACUCUCUCUGAACUUAUAUAAGAGGUUUAAAAAGUGUGUUCUUCUCAUAGAAUUGUACGGAGGCUUUUUGUUUUUUGCAACGCAGCUACCUAAAUAUUUUGCUUUUCUUCGGGGGUGAUUUUUAUUUGAGAGCUCACCUGCAUCUGAAUGCUAACAAGAGAAAUGAUACUGAUCAUUUUCAAUAUUGCAUAUAAAUGUGAGACAGAACCUUGAACUGCUAAAGGGUUUCUUUUCGUGGAGACAAAUGUACAUUAUGACUUCAGUAUUGUGUUGCUUUGGGAAGAAAGGCUCAUUCUGUGGCUUUUUAAAUAUAUUUAAUACAUGGACGACCUUUACUGUUCUCUACAAUCAAUAAAAAAAAUACACAAAAAUCACAUUUUACCUGACAGCAGAAUUUAUUCUAUUUCCUCAGUGCCGGCUACACACAGGUUGUAUCAUUGUUAGCUACACAUUGGUCUAGGUCUUAUGUGUUCCUUCUCAGAGAGUGGCUGUGGCCCUGGAGUCACUGAGCUGUUGCAGUGAUGGUGAAAUUAAAGUUUCUAAAUGAACCUCUUUCACAGAGGAAAUAUUACAUCUACCUCCUGGGUCCUGGUGACGAUAACAUUUCUGGGGUUGUUUCCCAACUGUAGUCACAAAAAUAUUAUUUUCUUUCAUUGGACAGGUUUUUAUCUGAGGAAAUUGAAGACAAACCAAAGUCAGUGUAGUGAGGGUUUUUCUAACUAAUGACUGUGUGCUUUAUAAAGAGUGAAUUUGCAGCCUUCAGUAAUGUGAGUCUGAUUGAGAUUGUAAUCCAUUUAGGUAAAUCUUGAAAAUGAAAAUGAAAUUUAAUAAACACAAUUUUACUGAUGCUUCAGUAUAUCUAAGUUCCUGUAAUAUUCUCAAGAUAAUUUUCCAACAGAAUAAAAACAAAAAUAAAAAUAAAACCUAAGGCACAUACAGUAUAUGUACUCGUUUGCAUCAGUAUUGGAGAGAUACUUCUGGGCUGCCCCCACCUUCACAGAUCAAGACAAACUAUAGACAAACUGAAAUACUGUAUGAUGAUGUGAGGCUGAUGGACCCUGGCCAUUUAUUUUUUACAAUGUGCAGCAACACCAUCAGCGGAGAACUUGCAUAAACCAGUUGAAUCAUGUUUGACCGUCAGCUGUUUGGACAAGUGUGGUCAGAAGCUGUUUUUGUGGAAAAUUUGAGUCAAAAAGAUUUUUUAAAUCAGUGGGAGAAAAAAAAGUUUGAUGUAAUAAGAAGGCAAGUGAUUCAAACUGUGCAUGUAGUUAAAGGAACUGGGAACAUGAAAGUAGGAGCAAGGUUGGGGAGUAGUGUCCAAACCCAGUGAGAAUUCAUCGGAGAAUCAGUGAAGAAUUGAAUAGAUAAUUGGUAUCAAUAAUCAUCCCUGCUUCCUGCCACAUCCCUUCAUAAAUAACCUAGCACUGUAUGUAGAAGAACAAAUAUUACAAAUAGUUUUUGUUGCCCAUUCUGUGUUUUAAUGUAGAGGCAACAAUGGCCUGCUGUGUUACUGCUUCUUCAUUUCGAGUCACUGCGGUCGCAGAACCUCUCAACCAGAAAAUGUGUUUCAGUAAGUGACAAAUAUAUUGGAAAAGCUGUGCAGACCUUUCACACCGCGGGUCAGAUGUAUUCAGAAGUGGAUGUAAUGGAUGCACAAAGUUCUCACAGCCGCUCAUCAGACCUUAAACCCUACAGGGAUGAGAUCAGCGCGAGCAGAACAAACAGUGAAACGUGGCUCUGUCUCUGUAUUUGAUCCCUGUCAUUGUAAACAAUUUCCAAAGUGCUGGAUGGACAAAGCGACAAAAAAAAAAAGCUGCAUCCUGUAAGAUUUCUAAUUGUUUUGCUUGUUGAAAAGGUCAAUGAAACAAUGCUGAGGUGGUUUUCUUAUGUAACAAAUGCUCGGCUCACUGCUGCUCUGCCCUCACACUCUUCUCAUUUCCUCACUUCACAGGCUCAGAGGCAAGACGCCGGAAAAACAACAUCAACAACAACAACAAUAUUGCACACACGAUCGGUCUGAAUGACGGAGAUUAUUCAUUACUUCUUGAAGCUACUUUGCAGGUGUUGUGUGAUUUUCUAUUAUUUUGUUGUUUGAAUGCAAUACUAUGUAAUUAUGGCUGUGACAUUUGGAAACAAGGCAUCCACAAAUCUCUGCCUUUGAAUCCUGUAAAGUGACUUCAGGUCAUGUUACUACAACAAUUAUUGAGGGAAAAUAAAUCUUCAAACACAUUACCACUUUUCUUCCAGGCUAAGACUUAAAGGUCACAUUACACGUCAUUCCCUGGAAAAGUCUGACUUUCAAAAAAGGAUGUUGAAAUAAUAGAACAUUAUUUGUACUAAUAUCUGACUGUGUGUUUUUUUACUCACCAAGACACAUGGUUCUGACUACAAUCCACCAACUCAAUAAAGCCAGAUUUGGGUUUUACAUUUUUUCAUAUUUAUAAUUUUAUCAUUUGUUAUUCACAAAUGAAACCACAUACAUCUACCAUCUGUUUGUCUCUCUGUUCCAGCAAUAUAAUGGAUAAAAAACCCUGUUUUUGUUUCAUAUUUUUAGGA
Cynoglossus semilaevis (tongue sole) is the source of this 4736-nucleotide messenger RNA. It is a transcript of the gene cacng1b, whose product is annotated as calcium channel, voltage-dependent, gamma subunit 1b. Gene Ontology annotation, molecular function: calcium channel regulator activity; voltage-gated calcium channel activity. The record is from RefSeq and is a predicted model, not a curated record. The transcript is spliced from 4 exons. Gene Ontology annotation, biological process: calcium ion transmembrane transport; regulation of calcium ion transmembrane transport via high voltage-gated calcium channel. Lineage: Eukaryota; Metazoa; Chordata; Actinopteri; Pleuronectiformes; Cynoglossidae. Gene Ontology annotation, cellular component: membrane; L-type voltage-gated calcium channel complex. The coding region runs from base 647 to 1333 and encodes 228 amino acids.